Messenger RNA from Funneliformis geosporum, 939 nucleotides. Lineage: Eukaryota; Fungi; Glomeromycota; Glomeromycetes; Glomerales; Glomeraceae. The record is from the annotation of a GenBank genome assembly.
AUGAUUUUGUUGGACAAUCAUAAUGUUGUAAUAGAAGAGACGCUGACCCAACCGAUCGUGAACAAUAAUCCCACAGCCUUUGAUGUCAAAGUGGUCGAUUUCGAUGGCGUGUCUUGUCAUCUUUCGACUUUAGAAUCCAAUUCUGUGAUUAGAUUUUCUCUCUCAAUGCUAUGUUACAAAGAACUUGUUCAAUGGGGUGCUCAGGAUAUGUUACAAAGAGAAUAUGGUCCAUAUUGCGUUUCUGACACAGAGGAAGGAUAUGAUUUUACUUUAGAAUUUAAUUUACAAAAUCUUCCUAAAGAUAAAGAACAAAGAGAGGAAUUAGUAAAUAAAUUAGCUAUGAUUAAACGUGAUCUUUUGGCUCAACCGUUUGAACGUGCAUUUGAGCAGCAAGCAAAAUUCGAAGAUGAGAAACAAACCAAUCCACAUUCUGAACUCAUGCAAAUUCAUUACAGAGAUCAGGAAGCUUUUUAUAUUCAAGCUCAACUAGACAGAGUUACUGUAAUCUUCUCUACAUUAUUUAAAGAGGAUACGGAUAAAAUAUUCGGUAAAGUAUUCUUACAGGAAUUUGUUGAUGCGCGUCGUCGUCCAAAUAUUCAAAAUGCUCCUCAAGUGUUAUAUUCGAGCAAGGAACCUCCUUUGGAAAUUAGACAUUUAUCAGAGUUACAAAAGACGAAUAAAAAUGAGGAGAUUGGUUACGUCACGUUCGUUUUAUUUCCUCGCCACUUCACUCGAGGUGAUGUGAGAGAGAAAACAAUCUCUCAAAUUCAAUUAUUCCGAGAUUAUCUUCAUUAUCACAUCAAAUGUUCAAAGGCUUAUAUGCACUCUAGAAUGCGUGCUCGUGUACAAGCGUUCUUGAAAGUUCUUAACAGAGCCAAGCCGGAAUUACCAAAUGUUGAGAAAAAGACAAUCACAGGAAAGACCAUUGUCCGAACUUAA